Messenger RNA from Phacochoerus africanus (Common warthog), 2199 nucleotides. It is a transcript of the gene NOC4L, whose product is annotated as nucleolar complex associated 4 homolog. NCBI's taxonomy places the organism in Eukaryota, Metazoa, Chordata, Mammalia, Artiodactyla, Suidae. The record is from RefSeq and is a predicted model, not a curated record. Gene Ontology annotation, cellular component: small-subunit processome; nucleolus; Noc4p-Nop14p complex. Bases 53 to 1603 code for a protein of 516 amino acids. The transcript has 15 exons. Gene Ontology annotation, biological process: ribosome biogenesis.
GCGCGCCGGGCAGCAGAGAGGCGAGCGAGUGUCUUCCGCGUGGGGCUGCAGCAUGGAACUGGAAGCCGGCCCCGAGGGCGCGCGCCGGGCGCUGGGCCGCCUGGUGGAGGCGGUGCUGGCGAGCCGCGGCGAGGCCAAUGCCGUGUUCGACAUCCUGGCAGUGCUGCAGUCUGAGGACCAGGAGGAGAUACAAGAAGCGGUGCACGCAUGCAGCCGACUUUUCGGGGCUCUGCUGGCCCGCGGAGAGCUGUUUGUGGGCCAGCUGCCCUCUGAGGAGAUGGUCAUGGCAGGAUCUCAGGGGGCCACUCGCAAGUACAAAGUGUGGAUGCGGCACCGCUACCACAGCUGCUGCAACCGCCUGGGGGAGCUCUUGGCCUAUCCCUCCUUUCAGGUCAAGGAGCUGGCACUUAGCACGCUCAUGAAGUUUGUGCAGCUGGAGGGUGCACACCCGCUGGAAAAGCCCAAGUGGGAAGGCAACUAUUUGUUCCCUCGCCAGCUCUUCAAGUUGGUGGUGGAAGGUCUGCUCUCUCUGGAGGAGGACCACUCCCUGCUCCUCUCCCAGUUCCGGGAGUACCUGGAACAUGACGACAUCCGCUACCACACAAUGCAGGCAGCCUCAGACACUGUGGCCCGAGUCACUGACGGGCGCCCUGAGGUGCCCCUCACCUUCUGGAACAAUGCCUUCACACUGCUGUCCUCCGUGAGCCUGCCCCGCCAGGAGAGUGACCUCUCCAGCUUCUACAUCAAGCACGCAAGGCUCUCAGACAAGUGGAAGGUCAUCCACCUGAAGGAGCACAGGAAAGCCUUCCAGGUGAUGUGGCUUGGCUUCCUCAAGCACCAGCUGCCUCUGCGCAUUUGCAAGAAGGUGCUGGUGAUCAUGCACGACUCUAUCCUGCCGCAUCUGGCGCAGCCCACCCUCAUGAUCGACUUCCUCACCCGUGCCUAUGACAUUGGUGGAGCUAUCAGCCUCUUAGCCUUGAACGGGCUGUUCAUCCUGAUUCAUAAACACAACCUGGAGUACCCUGACUUCUACCGGAAGCUCUACAGCCUCCUUGACCCAUCUGUCUUCCAUGUCAAGUAUCGGGCCCGCUUCUUCCACCUGGCUGACCUCUUCCUGUCGUCCUCCCACCUGCCCGCCUACUUGGUGGCGGCCUUUGCCAAGCGCCUGGCCCGCCUGGCCCUGACGGCACCCCCCGAGGCCCUGCUCAUGGUCCUGCCCUUUAUCUGCAACUUGCUGCGCAGACACCCAGCCUGCCGCGUCCUCGUGCACCGCCCGAGGGGCCCUGAGCUGGAUGCUGACCCCUAUGACCCUGAAGAGGAGGAUCCUGCCCAGAGCAGAGCCCUGGAGAGCUCCCUGUGGGAGCUGCAGGCUCUCCAGCAGCAUUACCACCCUGAGGUGUCCAAGGCUGCCAGCGUCAUCAACCAGGCACUGUCUGUGCCUGAGGUCAGCAUCGCGCCACUCCUGGAGCUCACUGCCUUUGAGAUCUUCGAGAGGGACCUGAAGAAGAAGGGGCCUGAGUCGGUGCCUCUGGAGUUCAUCCCGGCCCAGGGCCUGUUGGGCCGGCGGGAUGACCUCUGUGCCCAACACUUCACUCUGAGCUGACCCGGAGCCCUGCUCCCCCGGAUGGAUGGUUUGGGAGGAGAGCUGCUUGGGUGGGCUGGUGGGCGGGGGGUCCAGGGAGGCACAGGUCCUUUUCCCCAGCCCUUCCUGCCAAAGAAGCAGCACCUGCCCUGGGUCUCCUCUGCGACCCUGUGCUGCAUGAGCUGGCGUGGUCUGAGUGCUGUCUGUCUUUGGGGUGGAGUUAGCUUCUUAAAGACAGUGUCAUGUAUGCCUUGUGCACGAGUGUCGUGGAGCCCAGGACGGUGGCCAACACCUAUUGCGCCUCAGCGUGUGUCAGUUUUCUCCAUCAAACCUCGUGGAAGUGGCUUUACAGGAUCCGGCCUCAGGUGCCUGGGGCUCCUCCCACGAUACCCACUUCCCCAAGUCAGUAUGAGGUCCUGGGGCUCGUGCAGGACUGACCAGGAACAUUCACCAGCAAGCUGUGCUGGGCCUCAGUGGCCUGCACGCAGCCAGGCCGUGGAUGGAGCUGGACUUUCUGGGUUUCGUCACCUGCUGCUGGCUGUUUCACCCACAGCUCCCUUGGACCAGGGAGCGGAAGCCAGCUGUCUCUUGCCUAAUUAAAAUUCUGCUCCAGUUUA